AUGGCUUCUCUCACAAUUCAUCUCGAUAACCAUCAGAUUAUAUUAACGGAGCAAUCGACAUGCAUGAUAUCAGGGUCGCUGCGGAUCCACGCCGAUCAUCUUCACGGUCGUCCCUGCCAUGCCAAACUUCAACUACUCGGUCAGGAACGUGUACGGAACGACAUUCACAGUUUACUGGAUACCACAUACACAGUUGCCCGAAAUAGCACGGAUUUCAUUCAAGAGCCAAACGGCGUUUUCAUUCUUCCCUUCUCAUUUCAUAUUGCAUCGGAUCUGCCGGUCUCGUUUCAGAGCACCAUUUACGACACCCUCGCCUACAUAGAUUAUACAUUAACAGCCACCGUACGCUUGGCACGCCAAGAAACUUUAAGGGCCAUUCAAAACUUGGAAUUAUACAACUCAUUCUAUCCCGCACCACCGUUUCGAUUAUAUUGGGGCACGUCGAAACAGUGGCCAAAGUGGCGUUACGAAGUCGAAGUCCCUCACACCAUUGCUUAUCCGCAACGAGCUAUGUUAAAUGUUCGUGUGUUAUCCCCCUCAUCCAUGAAACGAUCCUCACCCUUUCGUAAUAAUCAUCACCUCGAAACAUGUCUUAUUGGGUGUCAACUGUUUGAAUCGAUACGAAUAGGACAAGAAAAAGAGUAUGAACAGCGGCCGCUCAUGACGUUUACACACAUGCUUACUUGGCCUUCCCAUUCAUGGUCAUUUCCGUGUCAAUUGCCGCUGGAAUUCGAGGAACCACCCAAACCCAACUUGUCGACUCGUUUGAUGGAGGUAGUACAUCGUCUGCGUGUCACCAUCAUUUUCUCCAAUCCUCUUGGUGUGACGGAUCAAGUGCAGAUGGAAUUCCCCAUCAUUGUGCUUUCUGUUGCUUCAACUACUCGAUCUCGAUCCAAUACAGCCAACAGCGAUCACGAUAGUGCCUUGAGUUUAACAAAUUCAUGCUAUUCAGACUCCAUCUCCGACAAAGAACCUUCUCAUGCGACAUAA
Radiomyces spectabilis is the source of this 990-nucleotide messenger RNA. RefSeq lists its product as uncharacterized. The transcript has 2 exons. NCBI's taxonomy places the organism in Eukaryota, Fungi, Mucoromycota, Mucoromycetes, Mucorales, Radiomycetaceae. The record is from RefSeq and is a predicted model, not a curated record. The coding region runs from base 1 to 990 and encodes 329 amino acids.